UAGUAGCCUGACACACCCAGUUAUCUAUAUGAUCAGCUGCACUGUGCAAACACUUCCCCCUGUCAGACCUUACAGAGAGUCCUGAGACUCAUCCAUUCCCAGGAGAGCUCUACACCAGCAGCUCAGAUCCACUGGAAACAUGUCGGAUGUGAAGGCGGAGAGCGGUGAUCAGCCGGCAAUUGCCAUCUGUCCAAGGCCUGAGGAGAGUACCGCUGUUCCACCUGAUAUUCCAGUGCCGGAGAACGACAGCCAGUCCACACCUGUUGCCAUCUGUCCGAGGCCCGAGGACGGUACUGUUGUUCCAACUGAUAUUCCAGUGCCAGAGAACGAUGCCCUAUCCACACCUGUUGCCAUCUGUCCGAGGCCAGAGGACUGUACCGUUGUUCCACCUGAUAUUCCAGUGCCGGAGAACGAUGCCCAGUCCACAACUGUUGCCAUCUGUCCGAGGCCAGAGGACUGUACCGUUGUUCCACCUGAUAUUCCAGUGCCGGAGAACGAUGCCCAGUCCACACCUGUUGCCAUCUGUCCGAGGCCCGAGGACGGUACUGUUCCAACUGAUAUUCCAGUGCCAGAGAACGAUGCCCUGUCCACACCUGUUUGUGUGUUGACAGUUGCCAUCUGUCCGAGGCCCGAGGACGGCACCAUUGUUCAUCCUUAUAUUCCAGUGCCGGAGAACGAUGCCCAGUCCACACCUGUUGCCAUCUGUCCGAGGCCCGAGGACGGUGCCAUUGUUUCACCUGAUAUUCCAGUGCCAGAGAACGAUGCCCAGUCCACACCUGAUCUUAAGCCAGAUACCUCUAAAGAGCCAGAUGAGGGAGCCCCUGAGGUGGCAGCAGGUGGCAAUGAGGUGGUGCAUGGCACUGGUGAAGUGACGACAGAAGCCGGUGGGACAACAACAGAUUCCAGUAAGGCAACAACAGAAGCAAGUGAAGCAAAGACAGGAGCCAGUGAGGAGGCGACAGAUGCUGGUGAGGCAACGACGGGAACCAGUAAAGAGGCACCAGUAGAUGCCAGUAAGGCAGAAACAGAUGUCAGUGAGGCAUCAGGAACCAGUGAGGCGCCGAAAGAUGCCAGUGAACCGACAACAGGAACCAGUGAGGCAACACCAGAUGCCAGUGAGGCAACGGCAGGAGCCAGUGAGGCGGCAACAGAUGUCAGUGAGCCAACAACAGAAGCUAGUGAGGUGACACCAGAUGCCAGUGAACCGGCUACAGUAGUCAUUGAGGAGGUGACACCAGAUGCCAGUGAGGCGACGACAGUAGUCAUUGAGGAGGUGACACCAGAUGCCAGUGAGGCGACGACAGUAGUCAUUGAGGUGGUGACACCAGAUGCCAGUGAGGCAACAACAGUAGUCAUUGAGGAGGUGACACCAGAUGCCAGUGAGGCGACGACAGUAGUCAUUGAGGAGGUGACACCAGAUGCCAGUGAGGCACUAACAGUAAACAUUGAGGAGGUGAUAGAUGUCAGUGAGCCAACAGAUGCCUGUCAGGUGACAGCAGAUGCCGGUGAUGUGGCGACAGCCGGUGAGGAUCCCGUUGUUGACUCCUCUGCGUCACCUAGCGACCAGCCCAAGGAAAGUGAGGCCCCUGCUGUUUGGAGCCAAUUCAUCCCCACUGAUGCACUUGGCCUCCCAGAAUUAACUCUUGCAGACGCCUCCCUUGCUGAGUCUACCAGUGCCUAAUGUGUUUGGUCUGUGAGAGCGGACCGACUUCCCACGAAUGCUGGCAUCUCCCUGUGGAUCUUGCUGCAUCCGUAGCCGAUUCUGUACCAUGUCAGUCAAAUUGUAAAUGUCCCUGGUUACAGGAUAUGCCGGAUGAGGACUAACGGCUUGACCACCAUUCGGCCUGUCUCCUCCUGGACGGUGCAAUGGGCCUCAGCAACAUUUAAUACUUAGGAAACGGUCUCUCUCUGUGGGUGGAGGAAGUAAAGCUGCUCUUUCUGUCUCACAACCGCUCUUCAUUAUUGGCUUGUGUCUCAAAGUCUUCUCCUCACCACCCUCUGUGCCAGCUCUGGUCUAAUCAAAUCUCUGGCCGUGCUCUGUUCUGUUCCAGUCCAAUAAAGUUAAUGUGAAUUUAAGAAAAAAAUAA
Messenger RNA from Pseudophryne corroboree (corroboree frog), 2087 nucleotides. RefSeq names its product cell surface glycoprotein 1-like. Lineage: Eukaryota; Metazoa; Chordata; Amphibia; Anura; Myobatrachidae. The record is from RefSeq and is a predicted model, not a curated record. Bases 140 to 1681 code for a protein of 513 amino acids. The transcript is spliced from 13 exons.